UGCACAAAGAUAGCUAGCUAGUUACUACGUUUAGAGCCAACAGAAGAAUCUAUUGUGUGUGUAUUGAGGGAGACUGUCUGGGCCUAGCUGUGAAUACUGUACUGAGACCCCAAGCCACGGCCGCUAUUGACCUCAUCGCUCAGAUCAUACACAAGCUUCUAUAGCUAGCUACAUAACAUAGAGUCAAGAGAUGGGUUCCACUGGAUAUAACUGCCUCCUACUACUAUUAGCCCUAUUGUCGGGAACUAGCGCUCAAAUUGCCACUCGUAAUUGUUCAUUGCUGAGAGAGGCUCCCCCCAGUAAUGCAGUGUUUGCUCUAGGAGGGGGGGGUUGUGUCAACUGUACCCUUGGUUUCAGGAGUGCUCGUUGGGGUAUAGAAUUGGACGGUGCCUUCUCUGCAAUCAAUGCUGGCCAAGAGCCAGACGAAUGCGACUGUAUCAUCAGCGAACGCAGACUCUGUUUCCAAAAUGUGGGCGCUGACAUUGUACCCAACUAUCGUUGUCAGGUCCAGGUAGAUGUGGGCAGUGACCUAGUGGAGUGCGGCUUCCAAGUACAGCUAGCCAGCCUGCCUACCAUUGAUUCUACUCUUGUCAAGACUACUACUGUCGACCUAGAGGCAUCUGCUACACUGACACUGCGUUUGUCUGAGCCUGGUCUGCCCAUCCCUACCAUAAGCUGGCUCAAAGACUCCAACCCUAUCACCCUGGAUGGUAGAUACAGUAUAAACUCUGCUGGAUCGCUCACCAUUGCUGAUGUGAUGGCGGAGGAUAGAGGAGCCUAUCAAGUGUCCAUCUCCAAUAUAGCAGGAACUGUAACUGAGAACUACAUGCUCUUUGUGAACUUUGCUGUCCUCGAUCUGACAUAUAGUGAGCUGGCUAAUGGUGAUGGUAGUGUGCAGUGUGUGGGUAGUGGGUGGCCUGCCCCCUCCCCGCAAGAUGUCUCUCUGACUGGCUCUAGCACACAAGUCCGAACAUCACCAUCCAUGUAUGAAGUCAGCAUUGUUGCUACUGAGACCAUCAGCAACCCAGCAGCCAAUUGUUUGCCCUCGUACAUUUGCACUAUUGCAUUUGGAAUGCUUAGUCUCUCUCAAACCCUAACCCCAAGUUGUGGUACCCCUCCCCCCCCAAUCCUCAUUCUUGAUGGUCUAACAGUGGACACUAUUACAUCCUCCUCUGCUAUUGUACGCUGGAGCUACAAUGGAGAUGCUUCUUUCACCAUCACAGUGUCUGGUCCUCCAGGCUACACCUUCACCUUGGACAACUCAAUGAGAUCUGGAACUCUGACAGGUCUGGUUCCUGGCACAGAGUACAGUAUUGUAGUGAGUGUUACAGGGGACCCUACUACCACCACCAUGCCUGUGAUGUUCACCACCAUAUCUUGCCCUCCAAGCACUGUGAACAGUAUUGUUACUGUCACUGCUAGUACUGUGACUCAAGGCAAUGAUCGCAUUAUUCGACUAACCUGGGAGAGAUCGGAGGAGGAUAAUGCAGCUGGCUAUAGACUGUAUGUGGACCCUUGUGGAGAGGAUAUCCUCUGCACCCCCCUUGUGGAGGAGCGGGAUACCACCUCCUAUAACUUCCCCACCAAUAUCUGUGAUGGGAGACAAUACUCGUUUCAUGUCCAGUCCAUUAACGAGUGCGGGGGUGGAGGACCCAACUCAUCUGUUGUCUUCCGAACAUGUGAGCUGAUGAAUCGCCUGGUGGAGCUAGAACCACAAGACACUGCAGUGACCAUUAAGUGGGACUAUGUCUCUACCCCCAUCUCCAUGACAGUGACUGCUGAGCUAGUAGCUUCUCCUAAUCCUAACCAACUCAGACUCCUUACUUAUGAGAUGAUCUCUAACUUGGUACAAGAGUCAGCCUGCAUACGAGGCCUUGAGACUGACACAACUUAUGAGGUGUGUCUGUUCCCUACCUUCACCAACUCUACUAGCAGUGAUGAGUACUGUGGGUACGUCACAACCACCAACAGCAAUGAUCAGAGCAGCAGCAAUAAUGGUUGCAUAGGACCAUCCACAAGCGAGCCCACUAGCCAGGUAGUGGUGAUUGAGAAUUGGCAGAUAGCUGUGAUUGUGGUUGGAGGUCUUGCCAUUGUUGCCAUGGUAUUCUGUCUCGUGGGACUCUGCUUUGCUUGUCAGAGCUCCAAACAGAAAGAUGACUUUGGAAGUAAUUCCUCACUCAAUGAUCCGACUUAUAACAGCAGCUCUAUUAAUGGAACAGUGAGCAUGCACAAACGAUCAGUGUCACCACCCUCCAGGUCAUGUCUUUCCUACCAUACUAAAGGUCAUAGUACAAACUGGAGCGAUCAUGUAGACACUUUGCGGCAGAUGGAAACAGACACAGGCACUCAUGUUUGACCACACCCCCUCACACAAUCACUUCUGUCUCUCUUUUCCUAUCUCAUUUUCUGCUACGAACAAUUUUUAUAGUAAAUUUAUUUUUGUAUUUAUCUGUCCAUAUGUAUUAAUAAUAAGUGUGUCGUUCUUGG
Molecule: messenger RNA, 2487 nt
Organism: Halichondria panicea
Lineage: Eukaryota; Metazoa; Porifera; Demospongiae; Suberitida; Halichondriidae
Product: receptor-type tyrosine-protein phosphatase F-like
Exons: 12
Coding region: 191-2356 (721 amino acids)
Biological process (GO): axon guidance; dendrite self-avoidance; homophilic cell-cell adhesion
Cellular component (GO): axon; plasma membrane
Molecular function (GO): cell-cell adhesion mediator activity
Source: RefSeq, a predicted model, not a curated record